Camellia sinensis is the source of this 1176-nucleotide messenger RNA. Its product is annotated as Peroxidase family protein. The record is from RefSeq and is a predicted model, not a curated record. Gene Ontology annotation, biological process: response to oxidative stress; hydrogen peroxide catabolic process. Lineage: Eukaryota; Viridiplantae; Streptophyta; Magnoliopsida; Ericales; Theaceae. Gene Ontology annotation, molecular function: peroxidase activity; heme binding.
ACAAACCAUUAAUUAGCUAAGAGUUGUUUAGGGCUACAGUGGUGGUUCUAUGCAUUUAAAUAGGUUCAUCUACUUUCUGAAGUCAUGAGAGUACAAACUACAAAGUUUAUUCAUGAUUUAGUGAGGAAAGAAAUAUGGGUUUGAGAAGCAUAUUUGGAGUAAUCAUCUUAGUGUUGUCAUUGUGGUUUAAGGUUGAAGGAGGAGGGUGGCUUUCUUAUGAUUUCUAUGAGAGAACAUGUCCACAGGUUGAGGGCAUUGUUAGAGCUGGCCUUCAAUCCCUCUAUCUCUCUGAUCCCACUUCUCCUGCAGCUUUGUUGAGGCUCAUGUUCCAUGAUUGCCAAGUUCAGGGCUGUGAUGCAUCAAUCCUUCUAGAUUCAACUAAUUUCACUAUAAAAUCAGAGAUUGCUUCACCCAAGAAUUUCGGCAUCCGAAACAGAGAGUCAAUCAGCGUAAUAAAAUCCAUGGUGGAAGCAGUGUGUCCCCAGCAAGUUUCCUGUGCUGACAUUCUGAUUUUGGCGGCACGAGAAGCGGUGGCGAUCGCGGGAGGGCCUUGGAUACAGGUUCCAUUGGGCAGAAGGGAUUCCAUGUCACCAAACUACACACUUGCAGAUGCUGUGCUACCUACUCUAAAUAUAGGAGUUGAUCACAUGCUUAGAAAUUUUUCCAAGACAGGGAUGAGCAUUGAAGAAUCUGUCGCCAUUAUGGGUGCUCAUACACUAGGAAUCACACAUUGCAAAAACAUUCUGGAUCGUCUAUACAACAGCUCAGACGCUAAUUACAAUACAAUGGACACAGAGCUAAAGAAGAUGCUGAGACUGAUCUGUCGAUUACGGUCUUCAACUGCAAACAUUAGCUUUGUAAUAAAUGACCCAACCGCAUGUAUAUUUGACAACCAAUACUACAUCAAUGUCAUGAAACGCCGUGGCAUACUCAGUAUUGAUAGUGACUUGCUUUCGGACCCUCGAACUGUUCCGUUUGUGCAGCGUUUCGCGGAUGAUCAGGGUGGUUUCUUUCAGGCUUUCUCUUCUGCGUUUGUGAAGCUGUCAUCUUCUGGUGUUCUUACUGGUGAUCAAGGUGUUAUUAGAAGGAUUUGUAGUGCAGUGCAAUGAACUGAGUGGUGUUGAUAGUAUGGCUAUGAGUAUUUAAGGUGCUAUAAUAUAUGAAUGGUUUUAGUAA